AAAUACUUCCGGAAUAGGAAAGAAACACGUGUGGAAACAUUUUACAGUUUAUAGCUAACUAUUAUUAUAAUGUAUCGAUUUAAACAAGUGCUCCAUCUUUAAAAUAAGUAUUUUACGAUGGCUCCGGUAAGUACAUCGUGUUAUAGCUAGCUAAGUAGCUAGAUAGAUAGUAACGCUGCUAACGGUAGCUGAAUUGCUUUAGCUACAUAGCUAGCUAGCUGAUGUCUAGCUAUGUACUUUUUCAUUUUGUCAGCAGGCAAUGGCUGGAAUUUACGCGGAACAUUUUGUCAACUACUGUUACUCACCAUUAUUAUAGUGGACACUAUUAUCGACACAUUUUCGCGAAAUUGCUCUAUUGUAAACAGCCUGUCAUCAUUGCUUCAACUAGAAAUACACUAACUAUUAGCUAACUAGUUAUGUCUGCACUGCUUGCAGUUCUGACAGUGUGAUUUGCAGAGAGGAACCCUAGCUAUGUGUUGUUGGCUUAUAUAAGACUUCACAUUGCUUGACAUGCAUUCAUUUCAUAACCUAGUCAGUCAAAUCUAGCUGUACUAGCUAGUGACUAUUCAACCCCAAAUCAUCACCCAGGUUGUCCUUAUGAAUACAAAGCAGUGACAACCUUUUCUCACCAACAGCCAAGGAGUAAGAAGAGGAAGCCGAGCUUUCGCAGGCUACUGAAGACAAGCAAUGUGAAGCUUGACAACAAGCUAAAGAAUCGUCAGUUCAAGAAGGAGAGCACUGACAAGAAACACCGCAAGGAGCAGAAGAAGCUCCGGGCAGCUAUCAAAGAUGCUGCCUUGAAGACCCCCCUCCCUCUGGAGCGCUACAAGAAGAGGCCAGGUGUGUGCAGCAUGACUACCCAUCCAUACAGUAGUAUAGGCUAACAUCUAGGCCCUGACAUCUAGCACUCAAGCUGAAUGAUGUCUGUCCUGUAGUCAGUAACAUGGUUUGGUUUACAAUCCAUGCACUCUUCCACACUAUGGCAUCAAAAUAAUUACGUAACCUAUAUAAAGUUAUCAUUAUCAUCAUCUAUUGUUUUUGUUAGACCUGUUUGGUGGCAUUGAUUACAUGUCCCUGUCUGGGGUCUGUUACAGAGGAUGAAGAGGAGGAGGAGUUUGUGGAGUCUCUGCCAAUGGACAUGAUGGAUGAAGAUGACCUGGAGCAGAUCAAGGCAAUGGCUCAGAAAGCCUCCUUCCUCACCAGAGACCUGUCAUCAAGGUAAUUACAAGAGCUCGGGGAAAUCCAUACAUAUGUGAAAACUCCUUCAAGACUGUUGGAAAAGCAUUCCAGGUGAAGCUGGUUGAGAGAAUGCCAAGAGUGUGCAAAGCUGUCAUCAAGGCAAAGGGUGGCUAUUUUGAAGAAUCUCAAAUAUAAAAUAUAUUUUUAUUUGUUUAACACUUUUUUGGUUACUACAUGAUUCCAUGUGUGUUAUUUCAUAGUUUUGAUGUCUUCACUAUUAUUCUACAAUGUAGAAAAUAGUAAAAAUAAAGAAAAACCCUUCAAUGAGUAGGUGUUCUAAAACUUUUGACCGGUAGUGUAUGUCUGUAACUUAUCUCCUCACUUAACCUUACUUGUUUCUACUUGAAUACCUGCAGUGGUCCAGUGCAUGCCAAAAAGCGCAAGGGGGAGCAGCAGGGGCCAGAGAGUUAUGAGAAGAUGCCCAGAAAGAUGCAGCUAACAGAGGAAAAGGAGGUCAUUCACCUCCUGCCAAUCAAAGACAAGAUUAGAGGCCUCAUCCCUCAAAGCAUGGAGAAACCUGGUAGGAUUAUUCAUAUGUGUGUUACCCCUGAACAUCUUCACCUCUAAGUUUACAUUUUCACCUAAGUCAUAUUGUUAAAAAGUUUUAGAAUUUACAGCUCUAUUGAUACAAUUGAGUUGUAUUGUUUUGUCUUUUUUAGUUGUACCAAAAAAGGCUGAGGAGGAGGAAGGCGAUGUCCCAACUGGCUUGGAGCAAUUUGAAAACGGUACCAGCAUCAUGAACACCUUUUUGAAUUGAGUCAGCCAUCCUCUCUGUGAAGGAUGUAUUGUUACACCAACUAUUGGUAGCCCAGUCCUAGUCAGUAGAUUAGGUGCUUCUCUCUGAUGUUGCUGGUAUUUUUCCACAGAGGAUGAGGCUGUGACCGGGCCGGCCCUGACCCCUCAAGAGCAGCUGAAGCUCCGCACACAGAAGCUGACUGACAGGAAACUACGCAUCGCUAGUCUAGGAUCAGACAUCCUCUCAGACCCCACCACCAACGUAAGCCCUGGUUCAAACAACGCUGCAUCUCAGCACCGAACCAAAAAAUACAUCACUUUCUCUUUGGAAGAGCGGGGAUAGAAACCACGCAGUGCGCCUUGUCGGACUUCUGACGAUAGUUUGGGAGCCUCUGCUGCUCUUGAGGCACAGUGCAUGUGAAGCACGCCUCUGUUUCAUGCAGCACGCCAGAGCAGUUCUUCCACUGUCGGGAGAAAUGGUGAUGCAUAUAUUAAUAUAGUGUAAAUUGCAUGCAAAAAAAGGUUGCUUCGCUACCACACACACAACAGAAGCACAAUCAUGGCCUCGGAUCCGCAGGUGGACGCGUUAGAACAGACCCAGGGUCUGUUUCUGUGGCGGCAGAAAUGCUAAUAGGCUAAUGGUUAGUGUAGUUUAUGCUGGUUUUUUAAACCAGCAACUGACAGUAAAAAAACAACUUCUCAACACGUUCAUAACCGAUGGGCAAUAUAUCAACAUGCAAAUUGUUUUGCAAUCUCAGGAGAAAAUAGAACGUUUGCGUUGCACAUAAUAUCGCUAUGCUAACAUAUCUAUCUCAUGGUUUAUUUUAGGGAUGAGGAGACUUCGGGAUUCCUUAGUAAAAGGGAGUUAUGAAAUCUGAAGACACUUUACAUUUACCGAUACACAUUAAACUGAUCAUAUUCACGGUUUCAAACAUUAACUUCUGCGCCGCACAGGUGUGUGAAUCGUCUUUCUUUGCCUUUUUAGUGCAAUAAACGUUGUGCUUUCUUUAACACAGAAGAGGUCGCUGUUAUGCCUGAAUUCGACCCGAAACUAACAAGGAAGUCUGCAGUGUUGAGAGCAGUUGUAUGAAACCAAUCGAUACGUCAAGAAAAGCCAGCCCGCUUUUUAUUUCUAUUCAGUUCGUCAUCAUAAGUUAGGCGUCUGAACUGUGCGUUAGACUCCUCGGGCUACUGUUGCUUCCUAGUCCCCUUGGCAAAAUAGUAUUAUUUUAUGUCACAUACCAAUAAUCACAUAGCAGAGAGAAAGAGACUUGGGAAAUGUUUUGUUUGACUGUCCUUGGUAUUUAUGUUUUCUGUAUAAAACCAAUGUAUGAACUUUCUGUCUGUGUUCAGAUCAAGAAGCUGAAAGAGCUGCGAGCCAUGCUGAUGGAGACAGACCCCUAUGUGGCUGUGACGGUCAGAAAGCUGGUCAUGGUCUCUCUGAUGGAGGUCUUCAAGGAUAUCGUUCCGUCGUACAGAAUUAGACCCCUGACAGAGACAGAGAAAGCCUCAAAGGUGAAGAAAGAGACCCAGCAGCUGAGGGAGUUUGAGGAGGGCUUGGUGAGCCAGUACAAGUUCUACCUGGAGAACCUGGAGCAGACUGUCAAAGGUAACCCACUAAUAUAUUUAUUUGUUGAUAUUGAUGACUUGUUAUGACUGGCUGGUGUCUGCUGUGACUGGCUGGUGUCUGCUGUGACUGGCUGGUGUCUGCUGUGACUGGCUGGUGUCUGCUGUGACUGGCUGGUGUCUGCUGUGAUUGGCUGAUGUCUGCUGUGACUGGCUGAUGUCUGCUGUGACUGGCUGAUGUCUGCUGUGACUGGCUGAUGUCUGCUGUGACUGGCUGAUGUCUGCUGUGACUGGUUGAUGUCUGCUGUGACUGGCUGAUGUUGAUGGCUUGUGACUAGUUCAUAUAGACGGGUUGGUUGUUUAGCAACAAAAGAAAUGCGUGCGCAACAAUGGGGCAAAACAGACAGGGUUGGCUUAGACUGUUGAAAUGUAAGCUAUAUAUUUAGUCUCCAAAUGUUUAGCUAGCAAGCCAUAUUAGCAUAGACAUGACAUCAGUCAAAACACCUCAAAACAAGACAUGGUAUCAAUAACAAGAUGGAAACAAGCCACCUACGAUUCCCCACAUGGCAGCUUCUUGUCAUUGUUGCUAGCUAUCUGACUUUUCAGAAUCAUAAAAACGCACACCUUCCGGCCACAUCAAUGCCCGCGCAUCAUAUUCCUGAUGUCAGCCAACCCGUCUAUUUGUUAUGACUGGUUGAUAUUGAUGACUUGUUGUGACUGGUUCAUUGUUCUUAUUUUGACUAGUUGAUAUUAAUUACUGGCUGCUGUUGGUUGUAACCAUUUGCUGCCCUGUAGACUGGAAGCAGAAGAAGAGAAAGAGGAGCGAGGCGGUGUCUCUGCAGUCUUAUAAGGGCCUGGCUGAGGUGGCCAUCCGCUGUAUCUGUGAGCUGCUGGUGGCCCUGCCACACUUCAACUUCCACAACAACAUCAUCGUCAUGGUGGUGCCCCUGAUGAACGACACUAUCAAGAGGGUGAGUCUGGGAGGCCCAUUUCAGGCCCAUAGUUCUAAAUCUUGUAACGUGAUAUUCAGUACAAUAUUAGCUUUAGACUUUGUAGCUAUAGACUACAAUGGGAAUGGGCUCUGUAGAGACUAGUUUCUCUUAAUUAAGAUUACUUUGACUAUCAAUCAAAAGCAGUGGUUUUAUCUUAGAUGUAUGAGGGGUGGGUUUGUCUCUUGUCUGACUGUGUUAACUGAGUUGAUGUUAUCUUGUUUGUCCAGGUGUCUGACAUGUGCUGUGAAGCAGUCAAGAAGCUACUGAAGCAGGACAAACAGGGCCAGGCCUCACUAGGGACAGUCAAAGUUAUCUCCGGACUGGUCAAAAGCAGAAACUAUGAUGUCAGACCAGAGGUACUAUUCACCUACUAUUCAAGUCGUUUUGAUGACAUGGCUCUUAAAGAAAUGCAUCAAAGGCCCCCUGUAGCUCAGUUGGUAGUGCAUGGCGCUUGCAAUGCCAGGGUUGUGGGUUCGUUUCCCACGGGGGGCCAUUAUGAAAAAUGUAUGCACUCACUAACUGUAAGUCGCUCUGGAUAAGAGCGUCUGCUAAAUGACUAAAAUGUAAAAAAUGUAAAAUGUUCCCACUUCUUCACCCCACAGCUACUCAAGGUUCUCCUCUGCCUGAGGAUAAAGGAGGUGGAGGUGAAGAAAGAUACAGAUGACACAGCUCCCAAAAAGAAGUUCAUGAACUAUAAAGACAAAAAGAAGAAUCUGUCCAGGAUGCAAAGGAAGGUCAGUAGCCCAAGCACCUGUGUGUAGGGACGUCAAACAUUCAGCCUGUUGCAAAGCCCUAUGGACACUCUAGUCUACAGCACCUGGUUAAAGUGUGUUUAGCUCAGAUUGGUGAUGAUACUGUAAAAGUUUGUAGUCAUCUCGAUUACACAAAAUCGAUGACUUAAAACCGAUCAAUAUCUUUGGUUUUGUACUAGGCUUGGGCGGUAUCCAGAUUGUCAUACCUUCAUACAGCCCUUGUGCCAUACCGGGAUAGUUGGUAAUACCGGCACUGACCACAAAACCCCACUGAUACUCUGUAAUCCGAAGGUUAGCAAUGCUAACAAGUACAUGUAAAUUCACAAAGAGAAUGCUAACGAGAGCAUUGCUACUCACAGUUCGCUGCAUGCACAAAACAAAUAUUAGCGCAAGCAAGGCUCUUGAUCCAGGAGGGGAUUCUCUGCUGUUACCAAGUGAAUCCUUGGUUUUGGAAGAAGCUAACCACUUGGCUAGCUAGAUUUUUAUUUUAUUUUACCUUUAUUUAACUAGGCAAGUCAGUUAAGAAAAAAAUCUUAUUUACAAUGACGGCCUACACCGGCCAAACCCGGAUGACGCUGGGCCAAUUGUGCGCCACCCUAUGGGACUCCCAAUCACGGCCGGUUGUGAUACAGCCUGGACUCGACACCUCAAGCGUUGAGCACUGAGAUGCAGUGCCUUAGACCGCUGCGCCACUCGGGAGCCCGAGCUAGCUAGAUAGCUAACUAGCUACUAAAUUAGCAAACCAAACAACACAACUGUAGAGAAUUUAGCACAUUUUAGACAGUUAACUUAAUAGUUAUAAGAUAUCUAGCUGGCAAACAUUUAGUUUUGAAUUCCAUACUGUAAUUAGACCACCUGGUGCAUGCUGCACAAUAGUGAGUGACUAAAGACUAGCCUCUCAUCGUUGUGUGCUUGUAAACAAAUACCACGUGACUGGAGACUACCGCAAGCUUCAUAAUAAUGUGGCAGGUGAAAUGAAGAACACAAUGUUCUUUAUUUCCUAACGUAUUGCACAAGUUGACUGGAGGUAUUUACUUAAAGUACCUACAAAUAUUCACAUUUAUUAAGAAAUAGUUUUUUUUUAAAUAUUCAAUUUUAUUUGGAACGGCAAGCCAGACAAAAUUAAACGGGCCUAUUUAUAUAAUGAAUAUGAUUUCGGGGGAACAGAAAUGAUUAAAUAUUAAAGCAUUAGACCUAUCACUAAAAGCUUCAGUCAUACAAAAGUUAUACUUAAAUCUGAACUGGUUCUCUAGCAAAUUAGUAAGAUUGUCUCACCCAAUGUUCAAGAAUGGCCUUUUUCCCUUUAUUCAGAUUACAACCUCUCACUUUCAGUUAUUUGAAAAGGAAAUCAUCUCCCAAAUAUCACUAUUUCUAAAACAAUCCAUAGAAAGUUGGUUGCAAUUUCAAUUUAAUCCUCCAGAAACGACAGAACAAAUAAUGCAACAAAUAUUGUGGUUAAACUCAAAUAUACUAAUUGAUUAAAAAACCUUCUAUCAUCGGUAGGACAGGUGGAGUUAUGUCGCACAUGUAGCUAACAAAAACAUAUGAAAAUGUCUGCUCUACCCAAAAUUACAACCAAAUAAUUGCAGCAUUACCGCAAAAAUGGAAGAGGAAAGUGGAAGGGGGAAAAAGUAAGGAACUUGUCUGUCGGCCUUGCAUUAAAGAACAUAAUUGGUUAAAGAAAACUGUGAUAAAUAAAAAAAAGUAUACCAGUUUCAUUUAAGGACCAAAGGAUUGACAGCCGUCCCAAAAUAGUUGGGAAAAGAUUUUUGACGUACCAAUCCCAUGGCAUAGUGUUUAUGAACUGAUACGCAAAACGACGCCGGAUUCAAAACUUAGAAUUUUUCAAUUUAAAUUGUAAGUCGCUCUGGAUAAGAGCGUCUGCUAAAUGACUAAAAUGUAAAUUAUUAUAUAAAUUUUUGCUACCAAUAGAAUGUUAUUUAUAUGGGAUAUACAAUCUUCUCAGCUCUGCAGAUUUUGCUGCAAAGAGACAGAAUCAUUAGAUCAUUUGUUUUGGUACUGUCCAUUUGUAGCUUGUUUUUGGACACAGGUCCAGGAAUGGCUAAAGGAUUGCAAUAUUUACCUGGAGCUAACCCUGCAGAUAGCAUUACUGGGUGAUCUGAAAAGUCAUAGUCAUUCAAUCAAUAAUAAUAAUACUUUUAGCAAAAAUGUUUCUUUUCAAUUCACAAUCUGUAGAAACAAUGAGAAUAGAAGGGUUCAGAACUUUUGUGAAACAUCACAGUACAGUUGAAAAAUAUAUGGCAAAUAGAAAUCCAAUAUGGACGGUGUUAAGGGAUAGAUGGAAGGUGUUGAAUGGAGCUGAAGGAUGGGACUAAUAACAACUAACAACAACUAAUAACAACAAGAUAACUAAUAAUGUAAGCAUACUGUGUCCAUAAUAAGUAUAUAGGCUAUAGGUUGGGAGCUUUUAUUGUAAUUAAUUCUUACAAUUAUUGUAAAAUUAACUGUGUCCAUAAAAUGUAUGUAUAAGCUGGAAGUAGAGGCCUAAGCAUUGUUGUUCACCAGUUUACUCCAAUUAGGUAAGGGGUGGUGGGGUUGGAAAGUAAUAAAGGGAAAUAUAUUUUAAAAAAAGGAUAUCUAUAUAUGUGUGUGUGUGUACAGUGAGGGAAAAAAGUAUUUGAUCCCCUGCUGAUUUUGUACGUUUGCCCACUGACAAAUAAAUGAUCAGUCUUUAACUUUAAUGGUAGGUUUAUUUGAACAGUGAGAGGCAGAAUAACAACAAAACAUUCCAGAAAAACGCAUGUCAAAAAUGUUAUAAAUUGAUUUGCAUUUUAAUGAGGGAAAUAAGUAUUUGACCCCCUCUCAAUCAGAAAGAUUUCUGGCUCCCAGGUGUCUUUUAUACAGGUAACGAGCUGAGAUUAGGAGCACACUUAAAGGGAGUGCUCCUAAUCUCAGCUUGUUACCUGUAUAAAAGACACCUGUCCACAGAAGCAAUCAAUCAAUCAGAUUCCAAACUCUCCACCAUGGCCAAGACCAAAGGGCUCUCCAAGGAUGUCAGGGACAAGAUUGUAGACCUACACAAGGCUGGAAUGGGCUACAAGACCAUCGCCAAGCAGCUUGGUGAGAAGGUGACAACAGUUGGUGCGAUUAUUCGCAAAUGGAAGAAACACAAAAUAACUGUCAAUCUCCCUCGGCCUGGGGCUCCAUGCAAGAUCUCACCUCGUGGAGUUGCAAUGAUCAUGAGAACGGUGAGGAAUCAGCCCAGAACUACACGGGAGGAUCUUGUCAAUGAUCUCAAGGCAGCUGGGACCAUAGUCACCAAGAAAACAAUUGGUAACACACUACGCCGUGAAGGACCGAAAUCCUGCAGCGCCCACAAGGUCCCCCUGCUCAAGAAAGCACAUAUACAGGGCCGUCUGAAGUUUGCCAAUGAACAUCUGAAUGAUUCAGAGGAGAACUGGGUGAAAGUGUUGUGGUAAGAUGAGACCAAAAUCGAGCUCUUUGGCAUUAACUCAAGUCGCCGUGUUUGAAGGAGGAGGAAUGCUGCCUAUGACCCAAAGAACACCAUCCCCACCGUCAAACAUGGAGGUGGAACCAUUAUGCUUUGGGGGUGUUUUUCUGCUAAGGGGACAGGACAACUUCACCGCAUCAAAGGGACAAUGGACGGGGCCAUGUACAGUCAAAUCUUGGGUGAGAACCUCCUUCCCUCAGCCAGGGCAUUGAAAAUGGGUCGUGGAUGGGUAUUCCAGCAUGACAAUGACCCAAAACACACGGCCAAGGUAACAAAGGAGUGGCUCAAGAAGAAGCACAUUAAGGUCCUGGAGUGGCCUAACCAGUCUCCAGACCUUAAUCCCAUAGAACAUCUGUGGAGGGAGCUGAAGGUUCGAGUUGCCAAACGUCAGCCUCGAAACCUUAAUGACUUGGAAAAGAUCUGCAAAGAGGAGUGGAACAAAACCCCUCCUGAGAUGUGUGCAAACCUGGUGGCCAACUACAAGAAACGUCUGACCUCUGUGAUUGCCAACAAGGGUUUUGCCACCAAGUACUAAGUCAUAUUUUGCAGAGGGGUCAAAUACUUAUUUUCCUCAUUAAAAUGCAAAUCAAUUCAUUACAUUUUUGACAUGCGUUUUUCAGGAUUUUUGUUGUUGUUAUUCUGUCUCUCACUAUUCAAAUAAACCUACCAUUAAAAUUAUAGACUGAUCAUGUCUUUGUCAGUGGGCAAACGUACAAAAUCAGCAGGGGAUCAAAUACUUUUUUCCCUCACUGUGUAUAUAUAUGUAUGUAUGUAUGUAUAUUUGCUAGAAGAAGAAAAAACAUGGGGGAUUGGAAGUGAUGCAGACAAUUACAUUGAUGGAAGUUACAAUCUAUCUGCAAUAUUAAAGCUCAUCUACCCCCAAAAAAAUAAAAAUAAAAAUAAAUAAAUUUCAACGGUAUUGAAAAAUCCUCCCGUGGCUUUUUCCAAAUACCUCUGUAUACGGUAUAUACCCAAGCUUUUUUUGUACCAUUUUGAUUUUGUCAUAUGCGCUGGGGUUCGCAGGACUUAGAACUCUGUCAUUUACGAAUUCAAAUGACAUGAACAAUUUGUACAAAAAUUGCUGGCCACACCAAUACAUUGAUUUUGAGAGUCAAACUAUCAGUGCCCUAUAAAAUCUGCGUUGUGGAAAAUGCAGACAGAGAAUCACACAAUCCAGACAUUAAAACGAAAUUCAACUUAGUAUGAAAUCAAGUAAACGUAUUGAACUUUAGAACAUUUAUUAAUUUGCCCAAGUGGAUCAUAAAAUGCAUCAGUAAUUCGUUUUUUUUUCUGCAGCUUUCUGAAACGGGACAGGAAUGCCCAUCUGUGUGUUUUGUGCGCUGUGUCCGUACAGUGCAUUUGGAAAGUAUUCAGACCCCUUGACUUUUCCAAAUUUUUUUUUUUUACUUUACAGCCUUACUCUAAAAUGGAUUAAAACAUUUUUUUCCCUCGUCAAUCUACACACAAUACCCCACAAUGACAAAGCAAAAACAGGUUUUUAGACAUUUUAGCACAUUUUUACAAAUAAAAUGAUUUGAUAUUUACGUAAGUAUACAGACCCUUUACUCAGUACUUUGUUGAAGCACCUUUUGGCAGCGAUUACAGCCUCACGUCUUCUUGGGUAUGACGCUACAAGCUUGGCAAACUUGUAUUUGGGAAUUUCUCCCAUUCUUCUCUGCAGAUCCUCUCAAGCUCUGUCAGGUUGGAUGGGGAGCGUCGAUGCACAGCUAUUUUCAGAUCUCUCCAGAGAUGUUCGAUCGGGUUCAAGUCCAGGCUCUGGCUGGGCCACUCAAGGACAUUCAGAGACUUGUCCCGAAGCCACUCCUGCGUUGUCUUGGCUGUGUGCUUAGGGUCAUUGUCCUGUUGGAAGGUGAACCUUCGCCCCAGUCUGAGGUCCUGAGCGCUCUGGAGCAGGUUUUCAUCAAGGAUCUCUCUGUACUUUGCUCCGUUCAUCUUUCCCUCAAUCCUGACUAGUCUCCCAGUCCCUGCCGCUGAAAAACAUCCCCACAGCAUGAUGCUGCCACCACCGUGCUUCACCGUAGGGAUGGUGCCAGGUUUCUUCCAGACGUGACGCUUGGCAUUCAGGCCAAAGAGUUCAAUCUUGGUUUCAUCAGACCCUUCCCCAGAUCUGUGCCUUGACACAAUCCUGUCUCGGAGCUCUACGGACAAUUCCUUCGACCUCAUUGCUUGGUUUUUGCUCUGACAUGCACUGUCAACUGUGGGACCUUAUAUAUAUAUAUAUAUAUAUAUAUACUGGUGUGUGCCUUUCCAAAUCAUGUCCAAUCAAUUGAUUUUACCACAGGUGAACUCCCAAGUUGUAGAAACAUCUCAAGGAUGAUCAAUGGAAACAGGAUGCACCUGAGCGCAAUUUCGAGUCUCAUAGCAAAAACUGGUUUGUUUGUCAUUAUGGGGUAUUGUAUGUAGAUUUAGGAUUAUUAUAAUUUUUUGUCCAUUUUAGAAUAAGGCUGUAACAUAACAAAAUGUGGAAAAAGUCGAGGGGUCUGAAUACUUUCCGAAGGCACUGUAUGUCUAGUCUACAUUUUGUGUAGCUGUUAGCGAUAAUGAUAACCGUCUGCUGGUAGAUGGAAAGGCUUUCCCAAAAAACGUAUCAAUUAAAUGUUAACUACAAACUAGCCUAUGCUACCUGGCAGAAUGAUAUCAUGAUUAUUUGCAUCACUCCAGUGGCCAUUUGUUCUGCACACCCUGCAAUCAUAUGAGCGCUACAGAAACUACACUAACUAAACAAUGGUCUCUGGCUGGUGCCCAUUGCAUUAAAGGGUAACUACACCCAAAAUAUAAAAAAUGCUUCGAUUUUACCCAGACCACAAAAGUGGUCUCUUGAUGUGGGUUAAGCAUUGUUGUCGACUUAUAACAUCCAAUUUAUAACAUCCAAUUUAGUUUUUCUAUUAGUCUCCCGAGUGGCACAGUGGUCUAAGGCACUGCAUCGCAGUGCUAUCUGUGCCACUAGAGAUCCUGGUUCAAAUCCAGGCUCUGUCGUAGCUGGCCGCGACCGGGAGACCCAUGGGGCGGCGUGCAAUUGGCCCAGCGUCGUCCAGGGUAGGGGAGGGAAUGGCCUGGAUGUAAAUGUAUUACAAAAAGUGUGAAUUUUGAGAGCUAAAACCUGGAAAUACGAAACGGAGAAAACGGAAUUUGGGAAACAAUGGAAUCAGGCAAAAAUAUAACAGAUUUGAUAGGGCCCUAAACUAUCGCUUAAACUACAGCCAACCCUUGUCAAUGUAGAUAUCCUAUGGCCCCAAAUGUACUUCGUUGAAGUUAAAUAACAACGCAACUGAUUUGUUUCCUUUACUGUUUCGGCAGCCUCCCAAAAUCUCUAUCCACCAGUUUUGAAUUUAGAUGAGUCUUCAACAAAUUCUUGUUUAACCAGUGAUGUAAAAAUCAUUCUCAGAUUCCGUUUUUGGUGCGUGUGCAGCUUCUAAGGCGAUAAUAUGAAUACUAUUGUUGCACAUGUAUGUGUAGAGAGUACAUUUUAUGUUUAGAUUUUCUAUAUAUCAUGAACUGUUUCUGCGAAUCAGUUAUGGAUUCUGACAUGUUAAAAAUAUGUUUUGACAUUGAGCUAUUUAUCAAAAUGUUUUGUCAACUGGAAGCAGCGACAGCAUCAUUUAACUUAUGUUUUAGGAACAUAAAUUGAAAUUUCAACAAUCAUUUCCAAUGGUAUUGAACUGCUGAAUGAGUCCAAAAACAUGCUGUGAUUUAUUUUGAUGUUUUAGCAGAAAUCACAUAAACCGGUUUGCCUUGCCUAUUGUGUGUCUGCCUGUGUACAAUCUGUACAUUUUUUAUGUGUCUGUGAAAAGAGUGUAAUGUAUGUGUCCUGUCAUCCUUACAGUGGAAGAAGGCUGAAGAGAAACUAGAGAAAGAGCUGCUAGAGGCUGAGGCAUCAGAGAGCAAAGACAAGAAGCUCAAACUGGUGAGUGUUUAUUCUCCAAAGUUACAACAGACCUGAAACGACUCAAUUUGUUUUUGUGAAAACACUUUUACACUUCUCACGACAAAAGGUCUAACAUCAUUCCAAUUGUUCUCUCUCUCCUAGCACACAGAGACGUUGAACAUAGUGUUCUUGAUAUACUUCAGAGUACUGAAGAAAGCUCAAAAGUCGAUCCUGCUUCCCUCCGUUUUAGAAGGUCUAGCAAAGUAAGAGAGACUACCUGUUUCCAGAGACAUGAGUCACUUUCUGACAAAUUGAAAUAUGGAGGCUUUCUUUUAAGACAAAUAUUUUUCUCCUAAGGUUUGCCCAUCUGAUCAACCUGGAGUUCUUUGAUGACUUGUUGAACGUUCUCCAACAUCUUAUCCAAUCAGGAGUGAGUAUACAUAUUCUACCAAUCCUAUCAAAAUGCUAUUCACAUCAUCUUGUAUGAUUGCCUAAUGACUUUUCUCUCCGUAGGAUCUGACCUAUCGGGAAAGCCUUCACUGCAUUCAGACAGCUUUCAACAUUCUCUCUGGUCAAGGUCAGUGAUGGUUUAUGAUGACUUCAAUAAUAAACAUGAUUAAAAACCUCACUGAAUACUGUGUAUAUAACAUACUGUUUGUGCUUAAAGGAUAGGUUAACUUUUUUAACCAAAUCAGUAUUUUGAAUGUAAAUGUCCAGACACUUCUUUUGCGAUUUCACUUGGUUUUGAGAAACUUACCCCUUCAGCGAUAUACUUCCUCAUGCUCGUUUGCAGUUGCAUGGGCACAGAUAAAACAUUAACAAAGACUCCAAAAACACCCAUAUACGUCCUUUUACAAACAGCAACACUCCUAGUAUAGUGAUUUAGGUCUUUAGAUGUUGUACACAUGAAACAUUGUCAUUCGAACUUUAUCCGCAAUGUUAUAUUCCAUUUUGUUGUACUCAAGCGAUACUUCUUAAUGUAGCUCGUGCAUGCGCACACAGAAAAGUAUCGCUGGAGUCCAACAAAAUGUUGUUGUGGAAAUCUGUUGGAGCUCAAGUCGACUACAAAACCGAAUUAAAUGCGCUCUCAGGGCAUGCUGGUUGUAAUACCAAAGUCAAUGUCAGCAUGUGAUCUAGCUAGUAAGCUGUAAAAUCCCCGGAAAUAACUGCACUAUCAAUUUAGGAGUCUAAAAUCUCACCAUGUUCAAGCUGCAGCUAGAUCGCCACAUCUCAAACUGCGAGGUUGCUCUUUGCAAUGGCCCCCUCCUCACACCACACAGACAGAGGGCCAAGGGGGGAGAGGAGGAAGAAUCGCUUUGCGUGAUAGUAGUUUAAGGAAAAACGCAGUGGAACAAUUUGGUCCACUGUUAGUUUGAGUACGUCAGUGGAAUAUAUACUUCAUCAUGUUGAUAUAAAUGGCUGAUUGUGUUCUAGACACAAUAUGCUUACAUCGUAUUAGGGUCACAUGGCGAAUCGGGGGGCAAGGUAUUUUUUCAAAUUGUUAAAACAUUUGUAUCAAUGUUAGCGCCAAUCUCCGGGAGGGUCAAUAGGAUAAUUAACGUGGUAGGUUAGGAGAAUUAGCAUAAGGUUAGGGAAAGGUUUAGGGUUAGCUAAAAUGCUACAAUUGUCCCAGACGUGACUCAAUCAUAUCUAGGUACAUCCAGGUCUGCCCUGAGAACAGUCUUGGUUUCCACUAAUGCAAUGCUGCGGCAAUAUGGUGCGUGAUGUUAGACACAAAAAAUGCUGAUUUAGUAGACGGACCACUUAGAACAUAAACAACACAUUUUUCUCAGUCACGGAUCGCAAACGAUGAAAACAUUUGUUUUUAUGUAGUAUACUAUUCCUUUAAUAAAUUUCCCUCUGCGAACAGGUGAUGUCCUCAAUAUUGACCCACUGAAGUUCUACACCCAUCUGUACAAGACACUGCUCAAACUCAAUGCUGGUAAGUCAAACUACCCUAUAGCUUAUUCAAACCCAUGUCUGGCUCUUUGACACAAGAUCCAUUGUGCUCUGAAGGUCCACCUGUACCUGGAGUGACUGUUCAUAAGUCUUAAAGGUCAAUGCAGCCGUUUGUAUCUCAAUAUCAAAUAAUUUCAGGGUAACUAUUAAGUACCUUACUGUGAAUUAAAAUGGUCAAAAAUAAACAAAUAGCUUCUUAGCAAUUUCUCAAGCAAUAAUUUUCUUAGGACUGUCUGGGAGUGGUCAGAGUGGGGAAAAUGUGCAGUUAUUGGUAGAGAGCUUUGGAACUCUCUUUCUUAUUGGUCUGUUAAUUAAUUUACCGCAUGGUGAUAUCACCAUGGAAGGCCAAAACUCCAUCCCCCCAAAACAGGCUGAAAUUCCAGGAGGUAUUUUCAAACACCUCUUACACUAAAAGGGCAGUAUCAUUUUCACAAUUUCACAGUAUUAUUCCAACCUCAUAGUGUGGAAAUGUAUAUAAAGCACCAGAAAAUCUCAUUUGUGACUGCACUGGGCAUUUAAAAAAUGUGGAUGCUUUUCCCAGGUGCAUCUAAUGAUGACAUCAGCAUCGUGCUGCGUUGUCUCGACGUGAUGCUGACCAAGCGCAGGAAACAGGUGACCCUGCAGCGCGCCCUGGCCUUUGUCAAGAGACUGAGCACGCUCAGUCUGCACACACUGCCCAACGCUACGGUGGGCAUCCUGGCAUCCAACAGGACGUUGAUACAUGUAAGUGUUUAUCGUGUGUGCAUCUGCGUGUAUUAUGGAGAGAGAUUGUGAGAGAGAGAGUGCAUGAAGUGUGUAAGAUUGAGUCAUGAGUGUGUGAGAGCAUAUGUGUGUGAUUUAAGAAAGCUGUGCUCCCCAUCUCUCUCCGCAGACCUUCCCCAAGUGUGACAUCCUCCUAGACAAUGAGGCUCAGGGUAGUGGGGUGUUCCUUCCUGAGCUGGAUGAGCCAGAGUACUGCAACCCUCAGAACACUGCCCUGUGGGAGCUACACACACUUAGGGUAAAUACGCAGAAAGCACACACACACAAAAAAUAAAUAAUACACAUACAGGUAUAGCUGAUGGCGUUGCUGUUGUUGUGUUGCAGAGACAUUACCACCCAGUGGUCAGGAGGUUUGCCACUCACCUCUGUGCAGGGGCUCCUAGUGAAGGAUCUGGAGCGCUAAUCGUUCAACUCGCUAGAAGGUAAGAACAAGAGGAUCCCGUAACUUCAAAUCUCACAUUUAAUUCAUCCUCUAUCAAAAGCCAUUUGCUGCUCCUCCAGUUCUCUAACAAAUACUCAUACAAGACCCAUGGUUCGUAUGGUCAUGAAAAUCCUGGAAAAGUCAUGGAAUUUUAAAAUGGUGUUCUCGACGAACAGUUAUUGUGCUGACAUUGCUUCCAGAGGCAGUUUGGAACUCGUAGUGAAUGUUGCAACCCAGGCCAGACGAUUGUUACGCACUACACGCUUCUGCACUUGGCGGUCCCGUUCUGUGAGCUUGUGUGGCCUACCACUUCACGGCUGAGCCGUUGUUGCUCCUAGAUGUUUCCACUUCACAAUAACAGCACUUACAGUUGACCGGGGAAGCAGGGCAGAAAUUUGACGAACAGACUUGUUGGAAAGGUGGCAUCCUAUGACGGUGCCACUUUGAAAGUCACUGAGCUCUUCAGUAAGGCCAUUCUACUGCCAAUGUUUGUCUAUGGAGAUUACAUGGCUGUGUGCUCGAUUUUAUACACCUGUUAGCAACGGGUGUGGCUGAAAUAGCCGAAUCCACUAAUUUGAAGGGGUGUCCACAUACUUUUGUGUAGUUAUUUACCUGUCAUGUGACAUUUACUUGGCCCCACCUUUAUUUCUAUAGACAUCUGCUUCUGUCCACAAUGCUGCCUGAGGAAGACUUGAGUAGUGGAAACGCGUUGCAGUUUAGCGUCCUGAUUUACAAUGCUGACUGCUCCUACAGUGGGGAAAAAAUGUAUUUAGUCAGCCACCAAUUGUGCAAGUUCUCCCACUUAAAAAGAUGAGAGAGGCCUGUAAUUUUCAUCAUAGGUACACGUCAACUAUGACAGACAAAAUGAGAAAUGUUUUUCCAGAAAAUCACAUUGUAGGAUUUUUUAUGAAUUUAUUUGCAAAUUAUGGUGGAAAAUAAGUAUUUGGUCACCUACAAACAAGCAAGAUUUCUGGCUCUCACAGACCUGUAACUUCUUUAAGAGGCUCCUCUGUCCUCCACUCGUUACCUGUAUUAAUGGCACCUGUUUGAACUUGUUAUCAGUAUAAAAGACACCUGUCCACAACCUCAAACAGUCACACUCCAAACUCCACUAUGGCCAAGACCAAAGAGCUGUCAAAGGACACCAGAAACAAAAUUGUAGACCUGCACCAGGCUGGAAAGACUGAAUCUGCAAUAGGUAAGCAGCUUGGUUUGAAGAAAUCAACUGUGGGAGCAAUUAUUAGGAAAUGGAAGACAUACAAGACCACUGAUAAUCUCCCUCGAUCUGGGGCUCCACGCAAGAUCUCACCCCGUGGGGUCAAAAUGAUCACAAGAACGGUGAGCAAAAAUCCCAGAACCACACAGGGGGACCUAGUGAAUGACCUGCAGAGAGCUGGGACCAAAGUAACAAAGCCUACCAUCAGUAACACACUACGCCGCCAGGGACUCAAAUCCUGCAGUGCUAGACGUGUCCCCCUGCUUAAGCCAGUACAUGUCCAGGCCCGUCUGAAGUUUGCUAGAGUGCAUUUGGAUGAUCCAGAAGAGGAUUGGGAGAAUGUCAUAUGGUCAGAUGAAACCAAAAUAUAACUUUUUGGUAAAAACUCAACUCGUCGUGUUUGGAGGACAAAGAAUGCUGAGUUGCAUCCAAAGAACACCAUACCUACUGUGAAGCAUGGGGGUGGAAACAUCAUGCUUUGGGGCUGUUUUUCUGCAAAGGGACCAGGACGACUGAUCCGUGUAAAGGAAAGAAUGAAUGGGGCCAUGUAUCGUGAGAUUUUGAGUGAAAACCUCCUUCCAUCAGCAAGGGCAUUGAAGAUGAAACGUGGCUGGGUCUUUCAGCAUGACAAUGAUCCCAAACACACCGCCCGGGCCUAGCCAGUCUCCAGAUCUCAACCCCAUAGAAAAUCUUUGGAGGGAGUUGAAAGUCUGUGUUGCCCAGCGACAGCCCCAAAACAUCACUGCUCUAGAGGAGAUCUGCAUGGAGGAAUGGGCCAAAAUACCAGCAACAGUGUGUGAAAACCUUGUGAAGACUUACAGAAAACGUUUGACCUGUGUCAUUGCCAACAAAGGGUAUAUAACAAAGUAUUGAGAAACUUUUGUUAUUGACCAAAUACUUAUUUUCCACCAGAAUUUGCAAAUAAAUUCAUUAAAAAUCCUACAAUGUGAUUUUCUGGAUUUCUUUUCUCAUUUUGUCUGUCAUAGUUGACGUGUACCUAUGAUGAAAAUUACAGGUCUCUCUCAUCUUUUUAAGUGGGAGAACUUGCACAAUUGGUGGCUGACUAAAUACUUUUUUUCCCCCCACUAUAUAUAUAUUCUUUAUUGAACUAUUAACAGAAUAUAUUUACAAAAGUUUAUUGAAAUGUGCUGGCCUUCUUUCUUGGAUUACCCGACAUUUAAUGGUCUACCUUCCCACUGCCCUCAUCUCACCCGCGUUUGAUUAACAAAUUCAAGCACCACUAAUUUAGAAAAAAACAUUGAUUUGUCCCCUUUGCAGUAAGACAUUGUCUCUUGCAGUCACGUUGCGCUUAUGAAAAUAUAUAUAGCGUAAGGAUGUGGUACUGGUGACGUUAAACACUUCUCCAAUCGUUGUUGAGAUCUGAUAUUCUAUGCAGCGCAAGACAAGAGACGGGCCAAUGUCAUGUCAACCAAUAACAUUUAUCAAAUCCUUUCGGGCUAAAUUCCAGCUAAACUAUGAGAGGAGUUAGGCCUAACUGUAACUUACAAAAAGCGUCCUAAUGACGAAGAGCGUGGUUCUGCCACUUCUCACACAAUGGUGCUGAUUUAGUAAAGUUGAAAAUUGAAAAGAUGUCUUGGAAUAUCACAAUGAUUAAUUAGUAUUCUACAUAACAGAACCAAAUAUAGUAGCAUAGUAUAACGUUAGUUACACCCCCCAAAAACACCUAAUUUAAUGAGAUUUUAGGAUGGUUAGCUGAAAGUAAAAAAGAAAAAUGAAUGCGGCCAAAACGCAACAGCGAGCGCCACUGGGCAGAAUGUACUUUGAUUUAAACAAAAUGCAGGAAGGCUAUAUAAUUAACACCAUCUGCUCUAAUUUGCUCACAAAACAGUAAUUCAAGAAUAUCUAAAUGCAUAUUCCCAUGAAAUUGAUUGAGGUCAAAUUAUUGGCAUGCAGAUGCAGUUUAGAUGUUUCACCAGUAAAACGUGAAAAAUUAUCAUUCACAGUUGACAGUGAUGGCCUAUUUUGAAAUUAGGUAUACCUAACUUGGUGUUUGAGGGUAUAAAAAAAUAUAACGUUUUCUUGAGACAAUGUGUGGGCAUACGCAGACGUUGCAAUUGGAGGAUGAAUUUUAUGCACAGGCCUAUUCUAUAAUAAUAUUCAAAAGACUACAUCUGUCAGUACAAACUUCGAGAAAUUAUGAUGGCAUUUACAUUUUUAAGGCGCUCCGGCGCCUAAAAAUGUAUCUGCACCAUGAGGGGGAUUUUGGAGGGGGGGUUGCUUCUGCCCAAUUUCUGUAUUAAUGUAGGCUACACUGUCCCGCAUUUUAAAAUGUGGUCACCCUAGCCGCGAAGGCCAUACAAAGUUGAUUUACUUUUUGGAACGAUUCAUUAAAACAAUUAUUUUUGACAACAAAUGAUUCACUUCACCAUUGUAUUAGUUGGGAUUUGAAUCGCAAACAGUAAUUUUAGGAAAAAAUAUUAGAUGUAGCCUUUCUUUUGGAUUAUGUGGCUUCAAAACUUGUUUUGUAGAUACUUCCAGUUCAUUUGGCCAUCCAAUGUAUGGGACAUGGCAACUUAAUAGAUGCUAGUCACCCUGCAAAGUAAACACUUCUAAGAUUGCUAAAUAUGACUACACUAGAAAAAGGUACAUUUCCUGAAGAAAAUUUGUGGGCUUGCUUCAGCUGAAUAAAAAUAUUUGUAGCCUACUAUAGCCAUUUGAACUUUGAUAAAGUGCAUUCGGAAAGUAUUCAGACCCCUUGACUUUUUCCACAUUUUGUUACGUUACAACCUUAUUCUAAAAUGGAUUAAAUAAAUACAAAUCCUCAUCCAUCUACACACAAUACCCCAUAAUGACAACGCGAAAACAGGUUUUUAGAAAGUUUUGCAAAUGUAUAAAAAAACAUACUUUAUUGACAUAGGUAUUCAAACCCUUUGCUAUGAGACUCGAAAUUGAGCUCAGGUGCAUCCUGUUCCCAUUGAUCAUCCUUGAUGUUUCUACAACCUGAUUGGAGUCCACAUGUGGUAAAUUAAAUUGAUUGGACAGGAUUGUGUCGAGGCACAGAUCUGGGGAAGGGUACCAAAAAAUGUCUGCAGCAUUGAUGGUCCCCAAGAACAGUGGCCGCCAUCAUUCUUAAAUGGAAGAAGUUUGGAAGCACCAAGACUCUUCCUAGAACUGGCCGCCUGGCCAAACUGAGCAAUCAGGGGAGAAGGGCCUUGGUCAGGGAGGUGACCAAGAACCCGAUGGUCACUCUGACAGAGCUCCAGAGUUCCUCUGUGGAGAUGGGAAAACCUUCCAGAAGGACAACCAUCUCUGCAGCACUCCACCAAUCAGGCCUUUAUGGUAGAGUGGCCAGACGGAAGCCACUCCGUAAAAGGCACGACAGCCCUCUUGGAGUUUGCCAAAAGGCACCUAAAGACUCUCAGACCAUGAGAAACAAGAUUCUCUGUUCUGAUGAAACCAAGAUUGAACUCUUUGGCCUAAAUGCCAAGCGUCACGUCUAGAGGAAACCUGGCACCAUCCCUACGGUGAAGCAUAGUGGUGGCAGCAUCAUGCUGUGGGGAUGUUUUUCAGUGGCAGGGACUGGGAGACUAGUCAGGCUCGAGGGAAAGAUGAACGGAGCAAAGUACAGAGAGAUACUUGAUGAAAACCUGCUCCAGAGCGCUCAAGACUGGGGCGAAGGUUCACCUUACGACAGGACAACGACCUUAAGCACACAACCAAGACAACGCAGGAGUGGCUUCUGGACAAGUCUCUGAAUGUCCUUGAGUGGUCCAGCCAGAGCCCAGACUUGAACCCAAUCGAACAUCUCUGGAGAGACCUGAAAAUAGCUGUGGAGCGACGCUCCCCAUCUAACAUGACAGAGCUUGAGAGGAUCUGCAGAGAAGAAUGGGAGAAACUCCCCAAAUACAGGUGUGCCAAGCUUGUAGCGUCAUACCCAAGAAGACUUGUCAGGUGCUUCAACAAAGUACUGAGGAAAGGGUCUGAAUACUUAUGUAAAUGGGAUAUUUGUUUUUUAUGUAAUACAUUUGCAAAAAGUUAUGAAACAGUUUUUGCUUUGUCAUUAUGGGGUAUUGUUUGUAGGUUGAUGAGGGGAAAAAAACUACUUAAUCCAUUUUAGAAUUAGGCUGUAACGUAAAGAAAAUGUGGAAAAAGUCAAGGGGUCUGAAUACUUUCCGAAUGCACUUGUUUCAAGCAAAUUAUUUCAAAUGCCAUAAAACGUAUUUGGUUGUAAUUUUAUACAUCAAGGGUGGUCACCCAGUAGCUCUACGGAAUGAGGGUUGACCACAUGUGUUUUAUACAGUUCCCUAACAGGUACUUGGGGGGGGUUAAGUUCCUUGCACAACGACAGGACAUGGUACGUGCGAUCAGAGAGCAGCCUCCCAGUGUCGAUACCAUAUUAUGCUUAAUUUUUUAUACGUACAUAGAGACGCCGCCAGUUGUUGGUCAUGGAAAUUUGGUUAAAAGUCAUGAAAUUCCAUCUUUCAAAAUGUGUAUGAACCCUGAAGACUAAAGUAAUUCUCAACGGUGCAUGAGAUAUUAACCAAAGAUGUGUGCAUGUGCAGUAUGAAAAAAGUGCUAGCUUCACUUUUAACCCCUCUCAGGCACCCAGUGGAGCUGUUUGAGGACUACAGAGCUAAAGACAUGACAUUCAAUCCUCCAGUGGCAGCGCCUAACACAAAGAAGAAGGUACAGUAGUACACUUCCCUCUUUGUCCAUAUAUAUUCCAGAAUUUUAUUAGGCCCACUUUACUGAAUUGUCUUUGUGCUAAUCUUAUCUCCAAACACUUUGCAUUGUGUUGCAGGAUUAUUUCACGAUAGGCACUGCCCUGCUGGAUGAUAAAUUAAAGCAACAGAUUGAUCGUGUUCUCUCAGCGGAGGAAGAGGAUCCUAUGUCGCUGGAUUUCUCUGCAAUUCUACCACAGACCAACAGCUCAUAAUACUUCAGACCUCACCGGAAAAACACCCCCUUUCCUUUGUGCCCAUGCCUGUAUUUUAGAUCUAAGUGGACUGUAAUAAACAAUCAACCGUUGACUGGUUUCUGUUGGUGACAGUGCUGUUUGAUCAUUGUCUUUGCGGUUGACAUUUUUGACAAGAAUGUACAAAAUAAUGGAUACAUUAAAGUAUUGUUGAGUUAAA
Coregonus sp. 'balchen' is the source of this 22096-nucleotide messenger RNA. NCBI's taxonomy places the organism in Eukaryota, Metazoa, Chordata, Actinopteri, Salmoniformes, Salmonidae. The record is from the annotation of a GenBank genome assembly.